Puma concolor (puma) is the source of this 3144-nucleotide messenger RNA. It is a transcript of the gene ADAM22, whose product is annotated as ADAM metallopeptidase domain 22. Gene Ontology annotation, cellular component: postsynaptic density membrane. Gene Ontology annotation, molecular function: metalloendopeptidase activity. Gene Ontology annotation, biological process: proteolysis. NCBI's taxonomy places the organism in Eukaryota, Metazoa, Chordata, Mammalia, Carnivora, Felidae. The record is from RefSeq and is a predicted model, not a curated record.
AUGCAGGCGGCGGCGGCUGCGUCCGUGCCCUUCUUGCUGCUCUGCGCCCUGGGGACCUGCCCCCCGGCGCGCUGCGGUCGGGCAGGAGACGCCUCGUUGACGGAGCUGGAGAGGAGGAACGAAAACCGCUUCCUGGAGCGCCAGAGCAUCGUGCCACUCCGGCUCCUCUACCGCUCGGGCGGUGAAGACGAAACUGGACACGACGCGCUCGACACGCGGGUGCGGGGCCACCCCGGCGGCGGGCAGUUGACUCAUGUUGACCAGGCAAGCUUCCAGGUUGAUGCCUUUGGAACAUCCUUUAUUCUCGAUGUCGUGCUAAACCACGAUUUGCUGUCCUCUGAAUACGUAGAGAGACAUGUUGAACAUGGAGGGAAGACUGUGGAAGUUAAAGGAGGAGAACAUUGCUACUACCAGGGCCGUGUCCGAGGAAACCCUGCUUCAUUUGUUGCAUUGUCAACAUGCCAUGGACUUCAUGGAAUGUUCUAUGAUGGGAACCACACCUAUCUCAUUGAACCAGAAGAGAAUGACACCUCCCAAGAGGAUUUCCAUUUUCAUUCGGUUUACAAAUCCAGACUGUUUGAAUUUCCCUUGGAUGAUCUUCCAUCUGAAUUUCAGCAAGUACACAUCACUCCACCAAAAUUUAUUUUGAAGCCAGCACCAAAAAGAAGUAAACGGCAGCUUCGUCGACAUCCUCGUAAUGUAGAGGAGGAGACCAAAUAUAUUGAACUGAUGAUUGUCAACGAUCAUCUCAUGUUUAAAAAACAUCGGCUUUCAGUUGUACAUACCAAUACAUAUGCAAAAUCGGUGGUGAACAUGGCGGAUUUGAUCUAUAAAGACCAACUGAAGACAAGGAUAGUAUUGGUUGCCAUGGAAACCUGGGCAGCUGACAACAAGUUUGCCAUAUCUGAAAAUCCAUUGAUCACCCUACGUGAGUUUAUGAAAUACAGGAGGGAUUUUAUCAAAGAGAAAAGUGAUGCAGUUCACCUUUUUUCGGGAAGUCAAUUUGAGAGUAGCCGGAGCGGGGCAGCUUAUAUUGGUGGGAUUUGCUCGUUGCUGAAAGGAGGAGGCGUGAAUGAAUUUGGGAAAACUGAUUUAAUGGCAGUUACACUUGCCCAGUCAUUAGCUCAUAAUAUUGGUAUUAUCUCAGACAAAAGAAAGUUAGCAAGUGGUGAGUGUAAAUGUGAGGACACGUGGUCUGGAUGCAUAAUGGGAGACACUGGGUAUUAUCUUCCUAAAAAAUUCACUCAAUGUAAUAUUGAAGAGUAUCAUGACUUUCUGAAUAGUGGGGGUGGUGCCUGCCUUUUCAACAAACCUUCCAAGCUGCUCGAUCCUCCUGAAUGUGGCAAUGGCUUCAUCGAAACUGGAGAGGAGUGUGACUGUGGGACCCCUGCAGAAUGUGUCCUUGAAGGAGCAGAGUGUUGUAAGAAAUGCACCUUGACUCAAGACUCUCAAUGCAGCGAUGGUCUUUGUUGUAAGAAAUGCAAGUUUCAGCCUAUGGGGACUGUGUGCCGAGAAGCAGUAAAUGAUUGCGAUAUUCGUGAAACGUGCUCAGGAAAUUCAAGCCAGUGUGCCCCAAAUAUUCAUAAAAUGGAUGGAUAUUCAUGUGAUGGUAUUCAGGGGAUUUGCUUUGGAGGAAGAUGUAAAACCAGGGAUAGACAAUGCAAAUACAUCUGGGGGCAAAAGGUGAUGGCAUCAGACAAAUACUGCUAUGAGAAACUGAACAUCGAAGGGACAGAGAAGGGUAACUGUGGAAAAGACAAAGAUACGUGGAUACAGUGCAACAAACGGGAUGUGCUUUGUGGUUACCUUUUGUGCACCAAUGUUGGUAACAUCCCAAGGCUUGGGGAACUUGAUGGUGAAAUCACAUCUACUUUGGUUGUGCAGCAGGGAAGAACAUUAAACUGCAGUGGUGGGCAUGUGAAGCUUGAGGAAGAUGUAGAUCUUGGCUAUGUGGAAGAUGGGACACCUUGUGGUCCCCAAAUGAUGUGCUUAGAACACAGGUGUCUUCCUGUGGCUUCCUUCAACUUUAGUACUUGCUUAAGCAAUAAAGAAGGCACUGUUUGUUCAGGAAAUGGAGUUUGCAGUAAUGAGCUGAAGUGUGUGUGUAACAGACACUGGGUGGGUGCAGACUGCAGCACUUACUUCCCUCACAAUGAGGACUCCAAGACUGGCAUUACUCUGUCUGGCAAUGGUGUUGCUGGUACCAAUAUCAUAAUAGGCAUAAUCGCUGGCACUAUCUUGGUGCUGGCCCUCAUAUUAGGAAUAACUGCAUGGGGUUAUAAAAAUUAUCGAGAACAGAGACAGUUACCCCAGGGAGAUUAUGUAAAAAAGCCUGGAGAUGGUGACUCUUUUUAUAGCGACAUUCCUCCCGGAAUCAGCACAAACUCAGCAUCUAGUUCUAAGAAGAGGUCUGCUUUUCUGUCGCAUUUUCAGAUUUCUGCCUGUUCCAUCACACAUUAUUCCAUUAGUCAGAACAUUUCAUUAUUUUGCAGCAGGUCUAAUGGGCUUUCUCAUUCUUGGAGUGAAAGGAUCCCAGACACAAAACACAUUUCAGACAUCUGUGAAAAUGGACGACCUCGAAGUAACUCUUGGCAAGGUAACGUGGGAGGCAACAGAAAGAAAAUCAGAGGCAAAAGAUUUAGACCUCGGUCUAAUUCAACUGAGAGGGAGCCCCAAGCACCUGAGCCUGGGCACUCCCUCGCCCAGACAGUCCCAUCCCAAGGCAUAAGCCCAGGGGGCUCUGACAGCCCCCAGACAGGGAGUCUGGAUCACAGGUAUUUAAACCCAUGGUUCAAAAGAGACUAUAAUGUAGCUAAGUGGGUAGAAGAUGUGAAUAAAAACACUGAAGGACCAUACUUUAGCUCUCAAGAUGGCCAGCGUCAGGAAGACAGGACUCUAUCUCCUGCCAAGUCUCCUUCUUCAUCAACUGGGUCUAUUGCCUCCAGCAGAAAAUACCCAUACCCAAUGCCUCCACUUCCUGAUGAAGAGAAGAAAGUGAACCGACCAAGUGCCAGGAAACCCAGCCUCACGGAAUCACUGCAAAUCUAUCUGCUCUUCAGACAAUACAGACCCUCUGAGAUGCCACAGAGGAGAGGAAGCCGAGUCUCACGUCUGGAUACCAUUUUCUUUUUGUCAUUGGCUUAG